Messenger RNA from Camellia sinensis, 2842 nucleotides. NCBI's taxonomy places the organism in Eukaryota, Viridiplantae, Streptophyta, Magnoliopsida, Ericales, Theaceae. The record is from RefSeq and is a predicted model, not a curated record.
CUCUAUUUAUGUUUCUCUCACAAACACACACAAAUCAGAACAACUCACAGAUAUACGCACAGAUACAGUAGUAGUUCUAGUUAUUUGUUUGGGAGGAGGAGGAGCAGUUGUUGUUGUUUUGCUCUGCAGCAGCAUAAAUAUAAAAAGAAAAUCAGAAAAAAAAGAAAAAAAGAAAGUAAAAAAGAAUUAAUAAAGAAGUCAAGAAAGGAUGGCCCUCGGUUCAUGGUAUAAAAUCAGAAAUAGAAGUAGUAGUCUUCCCCACGAGGCAGGCUCCCUUCCGAUUCAGAUAUUGGUUAAUAAUAAUAAGUCGUCUGCUGUUGUCACGACGAGCCAAUCGUGGGUCAACGUAGUGAGGCCGUGUCUUGGUAUCUCCUCGACAUUAUCGUUGUCUUCCGUUGUAUGCAGGAAUAGAAAGAGUUAAUUUUGGGGGUUGGGGUUGGGGUUCGGAUCAGGAUUCACAAGUAGUAGUACUGGGGGAGUGGUGGUGUUGAGGAGGAGGAGGAGGAGGAGGAGGAGGUUGAGAUUGAGGUUGAUGAUGGAGGCUCCACAUCAUGAUACAGUGGAUGGAUCUUCUUCAUAUUCUAAUAGCAAUAGCAAUAGCAAUACUGCUGCUAGUCCUCUAAAGAAAACUAGGAGGAUAGCGGAUCAGCAGCUUCGACAUAUGGAUUCGAUAGCGAGUAUGCCUUCGGGAGCAGGGAAGAUACCCAGAUUGAAUGCUGUCAUACUUGGAGAGGCACUUGCCUCCGAGGAUGAUGAUCUCGUCUUCCCCAGCGAUCACUUCUCCACCCAGGCUCUCAUCCCCUCUCCCCAGAAGUAUUUAGAGAUGUAUACAAGGUCAAUUGAGGACCCUGCUGGGUUUUGGUCGGAUAUUGCAUCGGAGUUCUACUGGAAACAGCAAUGGGGCCAAGAGAUCUACUCGGAGAAUCUCGAUAUCAGAAAAGGGAACAUCAAGAUCGAGUGGUUCAAGGGUGGUAUCACCAACAUUUGCUACAACUGCUUAGACAGGAAUGUAGAAUCCGGAAUGGGUGACAAAAUUGCCUUUUACUGGGAAGGAAAUGAGACUGAUCUUGAUGACAGUUUAACUUACAGGCAGUUGCUGGAGAGAGUUUGCCAGCUUGCAAAUUACCUGAAACAUAUUGGUGUUAGAAAGGGUGAUGCUGUCGUGAUUUAUUUACCAAUGCUUAUGGAAUUGCCGAUCGCAAUGCUAGCUUGUGCUCGCAUUGGUGCUGUGCACUCGGUUGUUUUUGCCGGAUUCUCUGCAGAGUCUCUUGCCCAAAGGAUCAUAGAUUGCAAACCAAAGGUUGUGAUAACUUGCAAUGCUGUUAGGAGGGGGCCGAAGGUCAUCUAUCUCAAAGAUAUAGUUGAUGCUGCCUUCAUAGAAUCAACCCAAAAUGGAAUCUCUGUAGAUGCAUGCUUGAUCUAUGAAAAUCAAUCAGCCAUGAAGAGGGAAGCUACCAAAUGGCAUGACGGAAGAGAUAUCUGGUGGCAGGAUGUUGUUCCUAAGUACCCAACUACAUGUGCUGUUGAGUGGGUUGAUGCAGAGGAUUCACUUUUUCUCCUGUAUACUAGUGGCAGCACUGGAAAGCCUAAGGGUGUUCUGCAUACAACUGGGGGAUACAUGAUAUACACUGCAACAACAUUCAAGUAUGCAUUUGACUACAAGCCAUCAGACAUAUACUGGUGUACAGCUGACUGUGGUUGGAUUACUGGGCACAGCUACGUUACUUAUGGGCCUCUGCUUAAUGGAGCAACAGUUGUAGUAUUUGAAGGGGCUCCAAAUUAUCCAGAUUCUGGACGAUGUUGGGACAUUGUUGACAAAUACAAGGUGACAAUAUUUUAUACUGCCCCUACACUGGUGCGCUCUCUGAUGCGUGAUGGAGAUGAGUAUGUCACCCGCUAUUCACGAAAAUCCUUACGAGUACUCGGUAGUGUAGGCGAGCCUAUAAAUCCCAGUGCAUGGAGGUGGUUUUUCAAUAUAGUUGGAGAUUCAAGAUGCCCCAUAUCUGACACUUGGUGGCAAACAGAGACAGGUGGCUUUAUGAUUACUCCUUUACCUGGAUAUGUAAUAUGGGAUAAGGAUGGGUACCACUGGCUUACCGGAAGAGUUGAUGAUGUCAUCAAUGUCAGUGGACAUCGUAUUGGCACAGCAGAAGUGGAAUCUGCUCUAGUUUCACAUCCCCAUUGUGCUGAAGCCGCUGUUGUUGGUGUUGAGCAUGAGGUUAAAGGACAGGGCAUUUAUGCAUUUGUUACUCUGAUCGAGGGGGUUGAUUAUAGCGAGGAACUCCGAAAAAGUCUUAAGCUCACUGUGAGAAACCAGAUUGGAGCAUUUGCAGCUCCGGACAGAAUCCAUUGGGCACCUGGUCUUCCAAAGACAAGAAGUGGAAAGAUAAUGAGGAGAAUUCUGAGGAAAAUAGCUGCUAGGCAGUUGGAUGAGCUUGGGGACACAAGCACGCUUGCAGAUCCGAAUGUGGUUGAAAAGCUUAUUGAACUUGCUGAUCAUUGAAACUUCCCAAAUUUUGAGUGCAGACAAAAGUAGUUUUUACCCAUCAACUAUGAUCGUUUAGUUCUGCACAUGUAAAAAAUCCAGUCGGCCAACGCAAUAAAUACUUGGUGUAUUUUCCAGCUCCCUUUUAAACUCGAGAUAAUAAUGCACGCAGGUUCACAUUUGCAAACACCAGUAUAUAUAUAUAUAUAUAUAUAUCCAUGCAUAGUUAUGCUGUUAGAAUUCGUUCUAUAUAUAUAUAUAUAUAUUUGGUGUCGUGUUAGAAUACUUGGAUCCUCUUGUCAUUCCCUCUCUGUAACACGUUAGCAAAUGAUAUUCAAUGACCCAAAUAAGAUUAAA